GGCUGGGCACGAUUGCAUUGUGGGGAGAGAGGCUGGGGCUCUGGGCUCUUCAGGGACACACUCCUGGCACCGCCAGCUGCUCCUUGGCCCCUGCGGUGACCCAGCCAGGACAAUGCCCCCCACAGCCCCCCGAGCCCUGUCACCACUGUCCCUGGGCUGCUGAGCCGGUUGUCCUCCAGGUUCCUAGCAUGGCUCUCCGGCCACCACUGGGCGCCCACCUCCUGGUCGCUCUCCUGCUGCUUGGUGUGCCGCCGCCCCUGGCACGGGCCCAUCGCUUCUUCGCGCCCAACACCACCUUGAACCGCUUGGCGCUGGCGCCGGGGGGCACGCUGUAUGUGGGGGCGGUGAACCGCCUGUUCCAGCUAGGCGCCGAGCUGCAGCUGCAGGCCGAGGCCGUGACGGGGCCCGUCGUCGACAGUCCCGACUGUGUGCCUUUCCGAGAGCUGGCAGAGUGCCCGCAGGCGCGGCUCACCGACAACCCCACACAGCUGCUGCUAGUGAUCAGCGGUGCCCAGGAGCUGGUGGCCUGUGGACAGGUGCGGCAGGGUGUGUGUGAGAAACGGCGCCUGGGAGACGUGGCCACCGUGCUGUACCAGGCCGAGGACCCUGGUGAUGGCCAGUUCGUAGCUGCCAACAGCCCCGGUGUGACCACAGUGGGUCUGGUGGUGGCUGCACAGGGCCGGGACCUCCUGCUGGUGGCCCGAGGCCUGGCGGGCAAGCUGUCAGGGGGAGUGCCGCCCUUGACAGUGCGCCAGCUGACAGGCCCGCAGCCCUUCUCCAGUGAAGGCCUGGGCCGCCUGGUGGUGGGCGACUUCUCUGACUACAACAUCAGUUACGUGGCCGCCUUGGCUGAUGCCCACGCUGCCUACUUCAUCUUCCGGCGCCGUGGGGCCCGGGCGCAGGUGGAAUACCGCUCGUACGUGGCACGUGUCUGCCUGGGGGACCCCAACCUCUACUCCUAUGUGGAGGUACCCCUCAACUGCCGGGGCCAGGGUCUCAUCCAGGCGGCCUUCCUGGCCCCAGGCAUGCUGCUGGGGGCAUUCGCCGCCAGCCUGCCGGGGACCCAGGCGGCACUGUGUGCCUUCCCCCUGGCCGAGCUGGACGCACACAUGGAGCGGGCCCGGCGCCUCUGCUACACCACAGCUGGCCGGGGCCCCAGCGGUGAGGAGGAGGCGGCUGUGGAAUACGGCGUCACGUCGCGUUGCGUCACCCUGCCCGAGGACUCCCCGGAGUCAUACCCCUGUGGCGAUGAGCACACCCCCAGCCCCAUCGCGGGCCGCCAUCCCCUGGAGGCAGAGCCGGUGCUGCAGCUGGACCAGCCCAUCAGCGCAGUGGCAGCCCUUCAGGUGGACGGCUACACCAUCGUCUUCUUGGGGGAUACCCAAGGCCAGCUGCAUAAGGCCUUCCUCAAUGGCUCCGAAGCCCAGGUGUACCAUUCCCAGCAAGUGGGGCCUCCGGGCUCGGCCAUCAGCCCCGACCUGCUUCUGGACGCCAAUGGCCACCACCUCUAUGUGCUGACUGCCCAGCAGGUAGAUCGCAUCCCGGUGGCCGCCUGCCCCCGUUUCGCCAACUGUACCAGCUGCCUGCAGGCCCAGGACCCACUCUGCGGCUGGUGUGUCCUCCAGGGCAGGUGCACCCGCAAAGAGCAGUGCAGGCGGGCCACAGAGCCCAAGCAGUGGCUGUGGAGCCGGGAGCAGGAGGGCGGCUGCCCGCACAUCCGGGGCCUCCAGCCAGCACACCGCCCCCGCCAGGAGCAGGGCCAGAUCACCUUUUUUGUGGCCCAGCUGCCUGUACUGGUGGCUGAUGAGUAUUUCCACUGUGCCUUCGGAGACUACGAAAGCCUCGCGCACGUAGAAGGGUCUCAUGUGGCCUGCCUUGCCCCUCCGCCGGACCAGCUGCCACCCAAUGCUGCAGACGCAGACCAUGUCACAUUGCCCCUGGCCCUGAUGUUUGAGGAUGUAGCCGUGGCCACCACCAAUUUCUCCUUCUACGACUGCAGUGCUGUGGCAGCAUUGGAGGCCGCUGCCCCGUGCCGGGCGUGUGUGGGCAGCAUAUGGCGCUGCCACUGGUGCCCCCAGAGCAGCCGUUGUACAUCUGGGGAGCAGUGCCCAGAGGUGGAGGUGACCAUAUACAGCUCUCAAGAGGCGGAUGUCCCACUGCAGGGCCCUGCGGCUUGCCCGCAGGUGGAGGGCCUGGCAGGGCCGCUUCUAGUACCUGUGGGUUGGGAGAACCGUUUGGCCCUACGCGUGCGAAACCUUCGACUCUUCCGAGGCCUGCCAGCACCCUACCACUGCUGGCUGCAACUGCCCGGGGAACUGCGGCGACUGCCUGCCUCCCUGGAGGAAGGGCCUGGGGACACGGGCGUCAUCUUCUGCCAGGCCCAGCAGCUCCACCCCUUCAUGGCCCAGAGGGAGCUCCUGGUGCCCAUCUAUGUGACCCGGGGCGAGGGCCAGCGGCUGGACAAUGCUCACAGUCUUCAUGUGACCCUGUAUGACUGCUCCGUGGGCCGCCCCGACUGCAGUCACUGCCAGGCGGCGCCCUCAAGCCUGGGCUGCCAGUGGUGCAGCCACGGCAUCCCCGCCUGCCGCUACGGGCCCCUGUGUCCUCCUGAGGCCGUGGAGCUCCUUUGCCCCCAGCCCAGCAUCUACAUGGUGGAGCCCCUGACAGGCCCCCCAGAGGGUGGCUUGGCCCUGACCAUCCUGGGCUCUGACCUGGGCCGGGCCUUCACUGACGUGCAGGAUGCAGUGAGUGUGGCCGGCCGGCCCUGCAGCCCUGAUGCCUCUCUUUACCGCACCUCUGCACGGAUAGUGUGUGUCACAUCCCCUGCUCCCAAUGGCACUGCAGGACCCGUCCUCGUGGCCAUUCCCAGCCGACCCCCGAGCAUCUCCACCCAGCACUUCACCUACCAGGACCCCAUCCUGCUGAGCCUGAGCCCCCAACGGGGUCCCCGGGCAGGGGGCACCCAGCUCACCAUCCAUGGCCGCCACCUCCAGACAGGUGGCAACAUUAGUGCCUUCGUGGGCAGCCAACCCUGUCCUGUCCAGGAGCCAGUGUGCCCUGAGGCCAUUGUGUGCCGCACCAUGCCCCAGGCCACCCCGGGAGCAGCUGAGGUGCGUGUGACCUUUGGCCAUGCCCAGCGGACGUUACCCGCCAGCCCCUUCCACUACACUGAGGACCCACAGCUGACUGCAGCUGAGCCUAGCGUUAGCUUCCAGGGGGGUGGGCGACUGAUCCGAGUCAGGGGCACAGGUCUGGACGUGGUGCGGCGGCCACUGCUGUCGGUGACACUGGAGGCUAAGGAGCAGGUGCCAGCUGAAGGGGCCAGGCCCCGGGGCCCCAACCUGAGCCGGAGCUGUGCAGGCCCCACCGAGCCACCCCCCGCUUGUGUUGAGCUGGAUGGGGGGCAGCUGCAGUGCUCCACCGCCUGCUCUGUCAACUCGUCCAGCCUCCUCCUGUGCCACAGCCCCGCGGUGCCCGAUGGCACACGCCCCCUGCAGGUCUUCUUCACUCUGGACAACAUGCACGUGGACUUCGCCAACGCCAGUGGGGGCCAGGCCUUCCUGUACCAGCCCAAUCCCCGCCUGGCCCCCCUCAGCCGUGAGGGGCCUUUCCGUCCCUACCGCCUCAAGCCUGGCAACGUCCUGGACGUGGAGGGUGAGGGCCUCAAUCUGGGCAUCAGCAAGGAGGAGGUCCGCGUGCACAUCGGGGAUGGAGAGUGCCUGGUGAAGACCCUGACACUCACCCACCUGUACUGCGAGCCCCCUGCGCGUGUCCCGCAGCCUGCUAAUGGAUCGGGUGCGCUGCUGCAGUUCGUGGUGCAGAUGGGCAACGUGCGGCUGGCCCUGGGCCCUGUGCAGUACGAGGUGGAACCGGCAGGGCCUGCCUUUCCCAUUGCGGCGCAAGUGGGCCUGGGCCUGGGCGCUGCAGUCCUGAUCGCGGCAGUUCUCCUGCUCACCCUCAUGUAUAGGCACAAGAGCAGGCAGGCCCUGCGGGACUACCAGAAAGUCCUGGUGCAGCUGGAGAACCUGGAGAUUGGCGUGGGAGACCAGUGCCGCAAGGAGUUCACAGACCUCAUGACAGAGAUGUUGGACCUCAGCAGUGAUCUGGAGGCCAGUGGGAUCCCCUUCCUGGACUAUCGCACCUACGCUGAACGUGCCUUUUUCCCCGGCCAUGGUGCCUGCGCGCUGCAGCCCUUGGCCGAGGGGCCGGGGCCGGAGGGCCGCCGUGCCCCCGCGCACCAGGGCCUGACACAGCUCUCCAACCUGCUCAACAGCAAGCUCUUCCUCCUCACACUCAUCCACACUCUGGAGAAGCAGCCCAGCUUUUCCCAGCGCGACCGCUGCCACGUGGCUUCGUUGCUGUCCCUGGCGCUGCAUGGCAAGCUGGAAUACCUGACCGACAUCAUGAGGACGCUGCUCGGGGACCUAGCUGCCCAGUGUGUGCGCAAGAACCCCAAACUCAUGCUGCGCAGGACGGAGACCAUGGUGGAGAAACUGCUGACCAACUGGCUGUCCAUCUGUCUUUACGCCUUCCUAAAGGAGGUAGCCGGUGAGCCCCUGUACCUGCUCCUCCGGGCCAUCCAGUACCAGGUGGACAAGGGCCCAGUGGAUGCCGUGACGGGGAAGGCCAAGCGAACCCUGAAUGACAGCCGCCUGCUGCGGGAGGAUGUGGACUUCCGACCACUGACGCUGGUGGUGCUGGCGGGACCUGGUCCUGCGGGAAGUAGCACAACCCAGCGUGUGCCCACCCGGGUGCUUGACACAGACACCAUUACCCAGGUCAAGGAGAAGGUGCUGGAGCAGGUCUACAAGGGCACCCCAUUCUCACAGAGGCCCUCGGUGCAUGCCCUUGACCUGGAGUGGCGCUCAGGAGUGGCGGGUCACUUGACCCUUUCGGACGAGGACCUGACUUCCGUGACCCAGAACCACUGGAAGAGGCUCAACACUCUGCAGCACUACAAGGUCCCGGAUGGAGCCACUGUGCGGCUCAUCCCCCAGAUGCACAACGGAGGCACUGUGUCUCAGAGCCCGGCCCCCAGCUGCUUGGCAGGGGAGAGCACGCCCAUGCUGGAGGAGGGCGAGGAGGGCGGGAUGCGUGUCUGGCACCUGGUCAAGGCCCCCGAAGAGCCCGAAGGGGCCAGGGCCCGGCGCAGUAGUCUGCGAGAGCGGGAGCGGGAGCGUGCGCGGGCCAAGGCCAUCCCGGAAAUCUACCUCACCCGCCUGCUAUCCAUGAAGGGCACGCUGCAGAAGUUUGUCGACGACACAUUCCAGGCCAUCCUAAGCGUGAAUCGGCCGCUGCCCAUCGCCAUCAAGUACCUGUUCGAUUUCCUGGAUGAGCUAGCUGAGAAGCAUGGCAUCGAGGACCCCGAGACCCUGCACAUCUGGAAGACCAACAGCCUGUUACUGCGCUUCUGGGUGAACACGCUGAAGAACCCACAGCUCAUCUUCGACGUGCGCGUGUCGGACAACGCGGACGCCAUCCUCGCCGUCAUCGCCCAGACCUUCAUUGACUCCUGCACCGUGUCAGAGCACAAAGUGGGCCGGGACUCGCCAGUGAACAAGCUGCUGUACGCUCGGGAGAUCCCUCGCUACAAGCAGAUGGUGGAGAGGUACUAUGCUGACAUCCGCCAGAGCUCCCCUGUGAGCUUCCAAGAGAUGAACUCGGUGCUGGCGGAGCUCUCAGGGAAUUACACGUCUACACCUCACUGCCUGGAGGCACUGCAGGGCCUUUACAACCACAUCCACAGAUACUAUGACCAGAUCAUUGGUGCCCUGGAGGAAGACCCUGUGGGCCAGAAGAUGCAGCUGGCCUGCCGCCUGCAGCAGGUGGCCGCGCUGGUGGAAAACAAGUCUACCUCACCCCACACCCCCAAAGCAGGAAUUCUGAACACUUUCCUGCCUGUGAUCUGUCAUUCCCUGGAGGUGCAACCCCGGCACAACCCACAGUAUCCAGGGGCUACUCUAGAACCUGGUGGUCAGUCCUGGUCACGCUGAGGGACCAUGCCAUGCUGGCGAUGGAACCUGGAUCAGCAGGGGGCAAGGCCGGUGCUGUAAUCCCUAUGUUCU
Messenger RNA from Sorex araneus (European shrew), 6065 nucleotides. RefSeq names its product plexin B3 (gene PLXNB3). Gene Ontology annotation, biological process: positive regulation of axonogenesis; regulation of cell shape; semaphorin-plexin signaling pathway involved in axon guidance. The record is from RefSeq and is a predicted model, not a curated record. NCBI's taxonomy places the organism in Eukaryota, Metazoa, Chordata, Mammalia, Eulipotyphla, Soricidae. Gene Ontology annotation, molecular function: protein binding; semaphorin receptor activity. The coding region runs from base 189 to 5993 and encodes 1934 amino acids. Gene Ontology annotation, cellular component: semaphorin receptor complex. The transcript is spliced from 38 exons.